AUCGAACACCACAAGUUUUCAGCCCACUCGUGUUUGUGUGUGUGUGUGUGCUCUUUUGAAUUAGUCGCCUUUUCGAGUGUUCUCAGAAAAUGGCGCGGGCAUCUCAAUCCGCUGCAGCACGAGCGACGAGCGAUGCCGCCAAGCGUCCUGCGCCGACCCAAGCCCAAGGUGCCCAAAGUGCUCAUCCAGGGCUGAUGACUGUGGUCGCUCUCGCUGUGGUUGCGGCCGCGGUUGCUGCUGCCGCCUGGAUGGCUGGAUUGCCUGCGCAGAGCGGAUUCGCGUCGUCCACCAACGCAGCCAGCUCAGACCGUACAGACGCGCCAGUGGCGGGCGAUCCGAGUGCAGAUACAUUGCUGGCAUCGUCUACGAUUGCAUUGCCGUGGACCGUGCACAAUGUUGCCUGCGUGGACGAGUACAAGCCAGCCGUUCCGGGCUGCACACCCGCCAAGUGCGCCCGAAUCAUCACUGACGAGCUGUGCUCUGCCGACGAGGCGAUUCGACUGCGUAGUAUGGCUUCUCGUGUUAUGGCCCUUGGAGGCGGUGGAGGCGCACCAACGAUUCUCGAUCUGCAUACAGGCGCCUUGUCGAAAGGCUCGCGGUUUGUGAACGUGUAUGCAUCCUUGACUGCACCGCGUCGCGCGCAGCUCUUCCCGCGGCAAGACCUUGCCUUGUAUACCGAGAUCAAGGACCGUAUUCGCGCAGCCAUCAUGAAGGAGUUUGGGUUGCAGCAGCUGUUCCUGACAAAGCCAACGUUCUUCUCCCGCAUCGAUGGCUCCAAGACGGCGGCGACGCUGAACGACGAGUACUGGCACGUCCACGUCGACCGAACGACGUAUGGCUCGUUUGUUUACACAUCCUUGUUGUAUCUCUCCGACUUUGGUGUCGACUUUGAGGGCGGCGAGUUUGCGUUUGUUGCCGAGCAGGACGGAACUCCGCUCAAACACGAGCAAGCCUUGUCCGAUGACGACGGCGGUUUGGUGACUUCCGCGCUCAUCCAACCCAGGCUAGGGCGAGUGUCGAUGUUUACGUCCGGGCCCGAGAAUCCCCACCACAUUCGCAAGGUGACCAAGGGCAUUCGGUUUGCGCUGACCGUGUCGUUCACCUGCGACCCGACCGCCGCCAUUGCCGACCCAUCACCCAGCCUGCUGCGAUUGCAGACAUUUUGAUUUGUUAUGAUGAUGGAUGGCGAGCUGCUUGGUCACCUGUGCCUAUGGUUCCUCUGUUGUGCGAUUUCCAUACGAUGAAGCAACGCCCAUGAUGUUCUUGUGCGCACGCGUAAUACAACUCAUCCAUGCCCCA
This is a messenger RNA of Capsaspora owczarzaki ATCC 30864, 1299 nucleotides long. RefSeq lists its product as hypothetical. The annotation marks the transcript as partial. NCBI's taxonomy places the organism in Eukaryota, Filasterea, Ministeriida, Capsasporidae. The record is from RefSeq and is a predicted model, not a curated record. Gene Ontology annotation, molecular function: L-ascorbic acid binding; iron ion binding; oxidoreductase activity, acting on paired donors, with incorporation or reduction of molecular oxygen. Gene Ontology annotation, cellular component: membrane. The transcript has 2 exons.